CGGGGCGGCGCCUAACCAGUCAUGGGCGUCGUUCCAACUUGGAACUACUUUCACAUGGCGUAGGAAUUUUCGUGCUGUGGCGGCACGGUACUCGUGACGAAUUCAAUUCUGAUUGGUCCUUAAGCAUAACCUCCUCCCUUGGCACCCUGUUUUCUUCCCCCUUCCGUUCAGUACCCACGACGCGGGCUCGUACUUCUCGUCUCUCUCUUAGCUGCCGCAAUUUCGCGUCUUUCUUUAUCUCUUUUUCUUUCCAGUUUAUUCUUUACCCUGUUUCUCUCUUCGUCCUCCCCGUCUUCUUUACCGCGUCUCGAAAUCUUACCCUCGCGAUCGCUUUUCGGCUACUCGUCCGUCGGUCAAUUUCGAGUUUUCUUUUUUUUUUUCAUUUCGUGUUCCUCGUUCUCUCGGUCUCGCGCGUGUACGUCUUACCUACGCGAACGCGUGAAAUCGGUCGUGGCAGGUUAAGCAGAGAAAUCCGAAUUUAAUCUCGCGGCACAUCGUCGAGUUGGCCGAGCGGUCGACAGGGGGCUUCGCGAAAUCUAAUCGAGAGAAAGAAAAAGAGAGACCGGUCGAGAAGAGCGGAAGAGACGAGACGAGACGAGCCGCAUCGUCGAGAGGUGGAGCGAGAUGGAACGAGAGGGUGAGUGAGCAAACGUGGAGGGGCCGUUAUAUGCGGGGGAGGGGGACGAACAGCGAUGACGGAGCAAGCGAGAGAAGUUGGUUAUCGCAUUGGAGAGGGGGCUGACGCGCGAAAGACAAGGAGGAAAGCAAUGGCGCGUUCCUUGUCGCCACGUAGUACACAGUGGAAGAGUGUGCGCGCACGAGCGAGAUGGAGCGGUCAGAAGGAAGAGAGGGAAUGAUAGUGGAAAAGAGAACGAGGCGAAACCUCGGUGAGAGAGAGGGAAAUCGGUGGUGGAAGCAAGAGAGGCCGAUGGCGAAGGAGAGAGACGAAAGGAGACGAACGAGCGAGCAAGAGACAGAGGACGGUACAGAGUGGCGGUACACGGGGCGCGAGAAAAGCGGUAGUGUGCCGUGGACCACCGCACUGGCAUACCGUGGUUCGUUACGAUCCCCUUCGUACGUCGCUUCGUACUGAACCUCACAGUCGUCAGCGAAGUCACAUUUCGACUAGUGCUAGUGCAGUGCGGACAGAGUCAGCGAUUCCUUUGGUCCUUUUAAAAGAUCGACCGACCGACUUACCGACACACCGGGCCUGACCGAUCAGAAAUCGUACACGCAUUAUCGAAAGAUAAAGGGAAAAUAAGGAGGAGGUGUUCGCGAGGGAGAUCGUCGCGUGCCGGCCGACCGAACCGUCGACGGGCGCGCACGCGGUAGAAAGACCCACAGAGGCAGUUUUAUAGCCCGUCUUAUUACCCCGGUUUAUUGCGUCGUAACGGUUUAACGAUCAUCGCCUGUUUCCACCACCUAGACCGCCGGUUUACGCUCGUGCCGGUAGCGGUAACCAUAACAAGUCCAUAAAAGCCCCCGCCUCUGCCAUGAGUCCCAUUCUGAAUUACGCUCCUACGGCCUACUGACAUUGACGCUUUGGGAUAAACCGCCUCUACCUACCGAUGACUUUUAUGACCUCUUGAAACGGUUUAAUGCCCGUUUGCUCGUCCCUUGUCGACGCUGUCACCUGUCGCCGAGCCGCGUCAAACGGCGUAUCGGUUCCAGACGCGAAACGUUUGCCUCUCGCCUUUUGGCGCGAAUUUGCCGAACGUAGAACCAGAACGGGACGAUAAUCGUCGUCGUCGGUGGUGGGACGAUCGGGUUGGUGAACGAACCUGAACCACGGUGAAACGAUUCAGUCGGAGCAUGGACUAGUAUCGGUUGUGUGACUAGCCACGCGCGUGUGUGCUCUCGACGAUUCACCAACGACGAACAGUCGACGAGCAGCUAGCUGCAAGACUCGCCACACCACCGUCUUUGUUUCUCGAGUGUCGGUGUUUCAGUGCAAGUGAUUCAAAAUACCCGGAAUAAUGAACUCGUAUUUUGAGCAGACUGCGGGUGGCUUCUACGGAAGUCACCACCACCAGACAGGAGCCGCUAGCCAGCACCACGAUCCGGCCACGGCAUACAGAAAUUUUCCGCUCGGCCUGGGCAUGUCUCCUUACGCGUCCACGCAACAUCAUCAUCACACCUCGUCGUCGUUGGGAAUUCAUCCGGGCGGAGGCACAAACACGAGGCCACCGCAAGACUCACCGUACGACGCGAGCGUCGCGACGGCCUGCAAACUCUACUCGACGACACCCGAGGCGACCGGGCACACCACAUCCUCGUACUCGACCACAGCGACCAAGGACUGUAAGCAACAAGAUCAGGCCGCUGCCCAUCAGAAUGGGUACGCUGCCGUGAUGGCAGCCGCGGCCGUCAAGGACGUUUGGCAGUCAGCGACCUCGGGGGCGAACAGCCAGAAUAGUUCGGUCGUACGUCCUUCCGCGUGUACCCCAGAAGGUACGAGGGUUGGUAGCUACGGUGGUCUCGUAGGCGGCGACCCGGCAUCGAGUCCUGGUAACAACAGUUCCUCGAGGUCCCUCACGUCGUCCUGGAACACCUGCAGUUUGAACUCGUCCGCGAGCCAACCGGUUGCCACGCAACUACAUCAGCAACCUACCGGCAGCCAUACCUUCUACCCCUGGAUGGCUAUAGCAGGUAAGGAAGAUAUUGCUAAGCCGCAUUGGACAUGGUUGCAAGGAGCGAACGGAAUGCGCAGGCGCGGCCGACAGACCUACACGCGCUACCAGACGCUCGAGCUCGAGAAGGAAUUCCACACGAGCCACUACCUCACCAGGCGGAGGCGGAUCGAGAUGGCACACUCUCUCUGCCUGACGGAACGGCAGAUCAAGAUCUGGUUCCAGAAUCGGCGGAUGAAGCUGAAGAAGGAGUUACAGGCGAUCAAGGAGCUGAACGAACAGGAGAAGCAGGCGCAGGCGCAGAAGGCAGCGGCAGCAGCGAAGAAGCCUGCUUUACUUUUGGCAUUAAGGAUAUCAGCACAGCCGUUCGAUAUAUCGUGGGAUCCCAUCGCUUCGAAGCAAGAUAUCUGCACAGCCAGGUACACCCACUAUAAGGGCGAGUACGUGUCGCUAUAA
Megachile rotundata (alfalfa leafcutting bee) is the source of this 3086-nucleotide messenger RNA. RefSeq names its product ultrabithorax (gene Ubx). NCBI's taxonomy places the organism in Eukaryota, Metazoa, Arthropoda, Insecta, Hymenoptera, Megachilidae. The record is from RefSeq and is a predicted model, not a curated record.